Messenger RNA from Musa acuminata AAA Group (dessert banana), 438 nucleotides. Its product is annotated as 1-aminocyclopropane-1-carboxylate oxidase-like. NCBI's taxonomy places the organism in Eukaryota, Viridiplantae, Streptophyta, Magnoliopsida, Zingiberales, Musaceae. The record is from RefSeq and is a predicted model, not a curated record. The coding region runs from base 1 to 438 and encodes 145 amino acids. The transcript is spliced from 2 exons.
AUGGCCAUUCCAGUCAUUGAUUUCUCAAAGUUGAAGGGCAAGCAAAGAGCCGAAACUUUGGCACAGAUUGCCAAUGGAUGUGAAGAAUGGGGAUUCUUUCAGCUGGUGAACCAUGGGAUUCCGGUGGAGCUUCUGGAUCGCGUGAAGAAGGUAUGCUCGGAGUGCUAUCGGCUCAGAGCGAAGGGCUUCAAGGGAUCCAAACCAGUGCAGCUGUUGAACAAACUGGUGGAAAAAGAAGGGGAAGAGGCCGAUGGUAAGCGCUUGGAUAACGUGGACUGGGAGGAUGUUUUCCUUCUCCAGGACGACAACGAAUGGCCGUCCAACCCUCCGGAGUUCAGGUACUUCAUUCACGAAGCUCCAAUGCUGCUUGUUCCAUUCCCUGUUCCACAUAAACGAAUGAACAACAUUAGAAAGUCAAUUAUAAUCACUGCUGAAUAG